Callorhinchus milii (elephant shark) is the source of this 2455-nucleotide messenger RNA. It is a transcript of the gene tmem263, whose product is annotated as transmembrane protein 263. The transcript has 5 exons. The record is from RefSeq and is a predicted model, not a curated record. Lineage: Eukaryota; Metazoa; Chordata; Chondrichthyes; Chimaeriformes; Callorhinchidae. Bases 371 to 721 code for a protein of 116 amino acids.
CACGUGACAACAACAGCCACGUGGGGGGGGGUUGAAAUGGGGCCCGCACUGAGACAGUUCAAAUUGAUGAAGCCCUAGCUGCUGAAGAUAUUCAUCCAAUUCUUUUUGGGGGACAUGACAGCUGAGCAAAUUAUGGCCUUUGCUAAAAUUCUCAAACGGGAAGCGAUGAUAUCAUCGGUGCGUGGAUAAUCUGACGACUAGAAUAAAACAAAGUUAAGCAUGCUGCUGCGGCCUCAACUGUAAAGUUAACAACUCGUCUGCUUUAUCUUCAGUCCCAAGCCCAGGGAACAGUCACAGCAGCCAACCCAGCCUCAGAGCCUCUGCAGACAGACAGACAAGUCACCCAAGACAAACUGAGCAAGAGAAAAGGAUGGAUCAAACGAACAACGAUCAAACUAAAGUGCCUUCGUACCUCAGGGAAGAACCACCAGAAGAUUCUGCAAAAGAUCAUCCAAUGCCACAACCUAGUAUGUUUUCGCGAGUCACUGGUGGAGUCUACAGUGUGACCAAAGGAGCUGUCGGGGCUACCGUGGGUGGUGUGGCCUGGCUUGGAGGCAAAAGUUACGAGGUCACCAAAACGGCUGUGACUGCUGUGCCAUCACUGGGCGUGGGGCUGGUCAAGGGCGGAGUGUCUGCAGUAGCAGGCGGGGUGUCUGCUAUCGGCUCUACCGUAACAAGUAAAGUACCUUUUCGUGGGAAGAGGAAGGACAAAUCAGACUAAGGAAAUGUGCAGCAUCGUGAAACCGCAAACAUGGCCUUUGUAAAGCUGGUUCUCAAACUGCCACACUAUCAGCUGAGAACUGUGGAGAGCCAAGCUGUGUAUUCUGAGGCUGCGUUGGAACCAGAAAUGACUGUUCGUCUAGAUGUGUUAAUUUACCUCUUUUGGAGGGAAAUGCAAAGAACUUGUGGAUAAUGCUUAUUGUGGAAGAUGUGUCCCAGGUUCAUAUUAUUCAUGGUCAAAGGUGGAUUCACAGCCAUAAGUUCGCAGUCAUUUAGAGUAAUGCUGUAACUUAAAGGGAGGAAAAGGUUCUAUAUAUUUGAGGUAAUGCAGUUGACACUUAACUCUUCAGCUGAUGCUGCUCAAACCUUGCAAGAAAUGGGCUGGAGAUUUGAGCUCACUUAUGUUCAGAAGUCACCGGUUUACAGCAAUUUUUAAAAUUUUGUCCACCUCGAGCCACAAACUAGGACUUAAAUCAUAUUUUUAAUAUGUACCAAUAAAAGAUGUGACAUUUAAAAGUUUCAUUUCAUAGCUGUCAGGCCAGAUCCCAGUGUUAACAAACACAUUUGAAGCAGCCUGUCUAACCUCAUUGCCAAAAGAUGAUGUAAUGCCAGAGAAAUUUACUGCAGCUCGGUAUGAAAUUUAAAUGUGAGUGCAGUUAAUUUUAAAAAACAGAAUGCUAAUUUGUACAGCGAUAUAGAUAUUCAGUGAACUCUGGCCAAAGGAUUGUGUGAGGAAUAAAGUUCCAAUGUACCAAGCCCAUCUUGUGUCAUUCAGAGAACUUAAUGUAAGCAGAACCUCACAAGCCAGUACAUUCAUUUAGCAAGAUUCAACUACAUGCCUUUUUAUACAAUUGUAAUAUCAACAUGUUUCGUCAACUUCUGAAGUUAUGGACAGAUUUAAGUGUAGAUGAUUGGUGUUAAACUGUGGUAAAACAUGACUAUUUUACACACUCCACACUUAAUAGCUUCUCCGUCAUUCAUUUCCGUAUCUGUCCACAAGCUGCAGGAAAACAAGUAUAUUGUAUUUUUAUAUUUCCACGCAAUGUGCUUUGCUGAAGAAAGAAAGAAGUCAUGAUUUUGCUGACAAAUGACAGUACAUUUGAUCAAAAAUCACCUAUUGUACUUUGAUGAGUUUAAUUAAAACAUUAGUUUCUUGUAUGAUGCACAAGUAGGAUAUGAUGAUAACAUGCAGAAGGGCAGAGUUAACAUUAAAAUCCAGUACGUCUGAAGGAAAAGCCAUCAAUCUUUGAAAUGCAAGGAGUAAUCUUAGAUGGUUCAGUUGACCCAAGAUUUUUGACUCCUUGAUUUUUCCUAGGAAUAUUGGGGAGAGAAAAGUCCGGUGAAUUUUAAACAUGCAGGUUAAAAUGCCAAAUGCUUCAAUGUUAGGAGUAGAUGGUAACAUAUAACCUGUGUAUAUGUUUCAGUAAACUCUUUUUUACAUUUGAGUUUUUGUGUGUAAUUCGGAACUGGUUUAUAGAUCCCGAAAAUGAUUCUUCCAAUCUAAAUCAUUACUUGCAGAGUUUAAAUUGUGAAUGGUAGAAUAUAUAUAUACUGUGUAAUUUACCUGAAUAUAAAUACAACCUUCAAUUGUUGUGUUACAAUAUAAACAUUUUUAUGAUAACUGUUGAAAAUGUAGGUACAACUGGUAUUUCUGUAUUUUGGCCUGUUCUCAUUUCUGUGAACACAAAUAGUUGCUGUGAAUAAAAUUUGAAUUUACUAUUUUUUAAAAGUUAAA